This is a messenger RNA of Xylaria bambusicola, 2234 nucleotides long. RefSeq names its product cytochrome P450 alkane hydroxylase. The record is from RefSeq and is a predicted model, not a curated record. Gene Ontology annotation, molecular function: iron ion binding; heme binding; oxidoreductase activity, acting on paired donors, with incorporation or reduction of molecular oxygen. The transcript has 7 exons. The coding region runs from base 406 to 1935 and encodes 509 amino acids. Lineage: Eukaryota; Fungi; Ascomycota; Sordariomycetes; Xylariales; Xylariaceae.
UGAGACUGUACAAGACAAAUAUUGGCCGACCCAGCAGUCUUCACCCUUGCUAUGUCCUGGAUAUUGAGGCACGGACAACUGCAGCUGUUUCCAACAAUGUACAGGUGGUGUAUACUAGCCACAAUCCAAACAGUGCGUCUACAAAACCUGACAUCCAAAUACUUCUAGUACCCCGGUUCUAUGUCUCUUAGAUAGAACUAUUAAGCUUGGUGUCUUAAAAUGACACUUUGGAUGCCAAUAUCGUGAAGCAUCUUACGACCCGUUCACCUCAAGUUAUUCCACUACAUAUUUGACUGUGCCCCAUGUUUCUAUGAACUAUCGCUCGCCACUUUGGACCACGCUGAAGUGAUAGCGGUUCUUUCAUGAGCCUGGAAUCCAAUUUGAGUUCAUCACGUUCUGACGAUAAUGGAGCAUCUUCUACUAUUCGGACUUUUAUUUGGGUUCGCAGUCCUUCAUCUCUAUCUUAAGGCAAGGCGACAACUGAAGGCACUGGAGGCCUUAGCUCAUGAGCAUGGCUGUCUGCCCCCUCCAUUACUUGAAAAUCAGCGGCCUUUCGGCGUUGACCGUCUCGAACAGAUAUUUAGGGCUGAGGCUGAAGAUCGGUUGAUGGAGCUUUUUCUGUUCCAUUUCCGUCAAACAGGGUAUACUCUAAAACAGGUGUUCUUGAUGACACCAGCGUAUGGGACCGUGGACCCAGCAAACCUCGAAGCAAUGUUUUCGACCAACUUCUCAGAUUGGUCAUUUGGCCCAAGAAGAGAUAUUACAUUUCCCAUGUUUGGUGACGGGAUUUUCACUCAAGAAGGCGACGCAUGGAAACGAUCCCGUGAAAUACUACGUCCUCAAUUGGUUUAUCGACAAUACGAAGAUCUUCAUGUCUUUCAGCAACCUCUCGAGCAUCUGUUGAGUAUAUUGCCCAAGGCUGGCGGGGUAGUCGAUCUACAGCCCCUCUUCUUUCGACUAACUCUCGACGUUACGACGGCCUUUUUGUUCGGGAAGUCUAUCAACAGUCUCCUAGCUCCUGAGAACUCGCAGGAACAGACGUUUGCCCAAGCGUUUGAUACUGCUCAGAGCUAUGUUGCAAGUCGCUUCCGCUUACUAGAUCUGUAUUGGCUAAUUGGAGGACGAAAGUGGCGGGAUGCAUGUGCAAAAGUACACAUGUUCGCGGACCAGAUCAUAGACCAAAAUCUUUCCGAAAGCGAAAAUGCAGAAGGGCAGAGUGAUGGGAGAUAUGUGUUCUUGAAAUCAGUCGCUCAGGCUUGCCCCGACAGAGCAUCUCUUAGGGGUCAGAUCAUUAACAUUCUUGCUGCUGGGCGUGAUACAACAGCUUGUUUAUUAUCGUGGACAUUUUUCCUGCUCGUCCGGCACCCUAAUGUUAUGGAGAAACUGCGGGCUGAAAUCAAUAAUCUAGCAGCGAGCGAUGAGGAUAUAAGCAGGUCGGAUUUGCGUAAUUUGAACUAUCUUCAAAAUAUAUUGAAAGAAACUCUCCGACUAUACCCCUCUGUCCCUGUUAAUACACGUACAUCGACCAAAACCACGAUACUCCCUACCGGUGGGGGCACCGAUCGUAAGUCACCGGUUCUAAUUCCGAAAGGCACUGCUGUCGCAUAUAGUGUCUACACCCUUCAUCGACGACCAGACCUCUAUGGCAUGGACGCGGAGUGUUUUCGCCCAGAACGGUGGGAUGAAGAUCUGCCGUUAUUCCGGGACCGAACGACGCAGAAUUACGGCUAUUUGCCGUUCCACGGCGGCCCUCGUAUAUGCUUAGGAAUGGACUUUGCUCUCACUGAAGCUGCUUAUAUCAUCAUGCGAAUCUUUCGAAGGUAUCCGAAUAUUGCGCUUCCACUCGGAGAAACGGUUGAACUAGUAGGCGUCGAAAAGCAAACUACUACGUUGGUGUUGAAGAUUGCGGAAGGUUGCAAAGUUGAACUAGGCUAAGAUGCAGUAGACAUUGUACGUAAAAUACUUCGUAGCUGACGCUUGUGUACUAUAUAGUAUGUUAAGUGAAAUCAUGACAACCCCGCUCUCACUUCAUCUUUGGACAUUUGUGUGAGUCUUGAAAGGAUGCAAGGAUGUCAUUCGACGCAGAGCCUGUUCUACAACAGAGUACGCACGACACUCUACGCAGCACUUGGAUUUGCUGUUACGAAUAAGAUUUCUGAUACCUAUAUACACACGUAUACACUUUGUUGAUUGACCAUUGACGAGUAGGUAAGUGAAUGUUAGCACUGAAUAGG